Eruca vesicaria subsp. sativa (arugula) is the source of this 564-nucleotide messenger RNA. The record is from the annotation of a GenBank genome assembly. Lineage: Eukaryota; Viridiplantae; Streptophyta; Magnoliopsida; Brassicales; Brassicaceae.
AUGGCUAAUAGUAGGGUUCUUUUCUCUGACGUGAAGUCCGCCAGGUGUUAUUCCAACGUUGAGGCUAGACUCCUCCGUAUGUGGGAGGCGAGAAGUGGUCGGCGUGGUGGUCAACUGACGUGCCUCAACAUGCUAAUGAUCGAUGUGAAUAGAUUAGGAAACACUACUGGGAAAGCUCCAAAAGAUAAGCUGGGAAACAUAGAUAGAUGUAAAAAUCUUUAUGAGCAUUAUCCCAGCACUGAGCUAGAGAGUUCUCUUGCGGAGAUUGAACGAGCUAGAGCUGAGCUUGCAAUAUCUCAGCCAGAACUUGACAUGCCCGAACUGCUAUGGAAGGAGUACAUAGAUUUUGAGAUAGCAGAAGAAGAAUUAGAGAGGACACGAGUUUUAUCUGAUCGACUCUUGGACCGCCCAAAGUAUUACACGGUGUGGGUUAGUUUUGGAGAAUUUGUAGCUUUUGCCGUGGAACAAGAAGAAGACGAGGACGAGGAGCACCAAGACGAAAUAGAUGCUAUUGAACUCAAGAAAGAGUGCAUCAGACGUGCCAGAGGUAACUUUGUUAUAUGA